AUGGCUUUGGCGACCCAGUCCGAGACUAGGGCCACUUUGGAGCAUUUACUCUGCAACGAAACCUUGAGUCUCGUUGAAUUAUACGAACUAAAGCUUGACGAUAUCAUGCACCAGCCAGUGGAUUACGCAGUACUGGCAAAGAAGUGCCUGAGGAUAUUGCUUGAUUCCACAGGUUCUGGUAGUGUGAACGACUUGAUGAGCGUUUUAAGCACAGAACUAACAGACAUUAAGACUACUCGGCGUCUUGAAAGAAACCUCACACGGGCAGAGAUAAGUGAGUCCAUUUGUUUGAGCUGCAAAGGAUUUAUUUGA
Messenger RNA from Penicillium odoratum, 312 nucleotides. RefSeq lists its product as uncharacterized. The transcript has 2 exons. The record is from RefSeq and is a predicted model, not a curated record. The coding region runs from base 1 to 312 and encodes 103 amino acids. Lineage: Eukaryota; Fungi; Ascomycota; Eurotiomycetes; Eurotiales; Aspergillaceae.